CGCUAUGGAACUCCUGUCCGUAGGUGAAACUCUAGGAUACUUGAUCGUUGGCAUAUUUUUUAACACUUUUCUCUACGGUAUUGUCACUUAUCAGUACAUCGUUUACUUCAAUACAAACUUUGGCGACCACUAUGCGCUCAGACUCAUGACCUGCUUCGUCUUUCUUCUUGACUCGGCCUAUAGCGUAGGGCUCAUCUACUCAGCCUGGUUCUACGCAGUGGCAAACUACACAAACCCAAGCGCCCUGUUAGAGUCGACAUGGGCGUACGGCAUUACGUCGCUUGCAACCGAGGGGUGCGCCAUCAUAACCCAGGGCUUUCUCACAUGGCGGAUAUACCGCCUGAGCCAAAGCCGGGUUCUUGCCCUCGUCGGAAUCCUUCUGUCCAUUGUCGCGCUCGCUUUGGGCACCGGAAUCUCGCUUAAGAAACUGAUCAUCGGGUAUAUUCCCGAUUUCAUCAAUUUUGAGUGGCUCGUCGUCGCAUGGUGCAUUUCAAAUGUUGUCGCUGACUCGUAUAUCACCGCGACACUCAUCACCAUCCUCAUCAAAUCGCGCAACAAGCUGCUCAAGAGCCCGCCCCGUUACCGCAUUGCCAUUAAUCGCUUGAUCCGGUGGACCAUCCAGACGGGCGUCCCCGCCGACAUCUUCGCGAUCCUCGCGCUCAUCUCGUACGUGCUGUGGCCUGAAAGCAAUAUGUAUGGGAUGUGGGGAAUUCCGAUUGGGCGGUUGUAUUCGAUAACGCUCCUAGAUACGUUCCUAAAUCGCCCUGCCAUUGAUCGGUCGGGGAGUGCUAAGACAGAAGAGACCGAGUCUACGCUUACGCAGAGGACCUCGGAGCAGCAGAUUGAUCUAGAGAUGCAGGGAGGGCAGCUCACGACGAUCGUCGGGUUGACGAAUAUGAGCGGAGAGUCUGACGAGUUUUACUAGCUAUCACAGGCUAUUCGAUGCCUGGCAUCUCCGGCGCCUUUGUCGCGCAGUACAACACUAAGUACCCUCUAAUAGGCAUGUUCGUGAGUACUAGAAUAAAAUCA
This is a messenger RNA of Coniophora puteana RWD-64-598 SS2, 1029 nucleotides long. RefSeq lists its product as uncharacterized. The transcript is spliced from 12 exons. Bases 5 to 925 code for a protein of 306 amino acids. Lineage: Eukaryota; Fungi; Basidiomycota; Agaricomycetes; Boletales; Coniophoraceae. The record is from RefSeq and is a predicted model, not a curated record.